This is a messenger RNA of Silurus meridionalis, 1211 nucleotides long. It is a transcript of the gene dtnbp1b, whose product is annotated as dystrobrevin binding protein 1b. Gene Ontology annotation, biological process: anterograde synaptic vesicle transport; regulation of synaptic vesicle exocytosis; negative regulation of protein kinase activity. Lineage: Eukaryota; Metazoa; Chordata; Actinopteri; Siluriformes; Siluridae. Gene Ontology annotation, cellular component: synaptic vesicle membrane; neuron projection; BLOC-1 complex. The record is from RefSeq and is a predicted model, not a curated record.
UUCUUGUUUCUCGCUCCACGCCUCCCAUUUCUCAUCAUCCCUCCUGCUCCCCUUCACCAUGAUCCUGAGUGGUAUGUUCCCAGCUACUACACACUCUUAGGUUUGCAUCCCAGUCAAUCAGACAGCCUGAGCAGUUCACACACACACAGACACACACAGUGAGACACGCCGUCUCUGACAGCACCUCACGCUGCAGCAUCGCUUCCUGACGGAAGGUGUGUGUGUGGCGGUCAGCGGGUGUGUGUGUCAGGAUGAGCGGCAGCAGAGUCGUGCUGUGAGUGGAUUCCCUCCCUGUACAUCACAUCACUGCAAGCUUGGCGCGAUUCAUCUUCCAGCCACAUGUCUUCUCCACGAUCCAGCAGCAGCAAGAGGAAUUCCUCGGAGCUGGACUCAGAGCAUGCCCAGAAGGUCCCAGAGGCGGACUCAGGACAGCAGCAGGUGAAGUUAAAAGAAAGGCAGAAGUUCUUUGAGGAGGCAUUUCAGCAGGACAUGGAGCAUUACCUGUCCACUAGCUACCUGCAGAUCGCCGAAAGAAGAGAGCCAAUAGGAAGCAUGUCUUCUAUGGAGGUAAAUGUGGACAUGCUUGAGCAGAUGGACUUGAUGGACAUGUCUGACCAUGAAGCAUUGGGUUUCCUCAACUCAGGUGCAGAGGACAACAGUGUGGCUUCUCCUAUACUGGAACCCGACGUGGAGUCGUUCGGAACCGAAAUCAGGCUCCAGGUCCCGACGCAGGCUGAGCUGAGGCACAAACUCGCCUCGCUUUCAUCCACCUGCACCGACUCAGCCAGCCAGGACACCCAGGAAGAGGAAGGUGACGAUGAAUUUGAGAGAGGUGGAGUCAGGCACGAGAGGGAGAAGAUCCAUGCUGAUGUACAAGCAGGACAGGAGAAUUCCUCCAAGAACUCUGUAAAUCGUGACUCUUCUACAUAGAGUACAGGGUUUUUCCAAACUGUACACUCCACCCCCAGUGUGUGUAUGUGUGAAAAUAUAAAGUGUUGUGUGUGUGUGUGUGUGUGUGUGUGUGUGUGUGUGUAAAUGGUAUUUUAUGAUCUCAUGAGGUUUUGUAUAGAAAUCCCCUGGUACAUACCAUUUAUCUGAUCCUCUUAUUAUACCAAAUCCCAGUUAUACUCGGUUUAUAGAAAGCUACAAUCACUAACGCUGUCGGUCUGAUUUUCCUGAGUGUUCAUUAUUAAAAAAUCAACUGGAACUGG